Messenger RNA from Dissoconium aciculare CBS 342.82, 1140 nucleotides. RefSeq lists its product as uncharacterized. The transcript is spliced from 2 exons. The record is from RefSeq and is a predicted model, not a curated record. Gene Ontology annotation, cellular component: endoplasmic reticulum. The coding region runs from base 1 to 1140 and encodes 379 amino acids. NCBI's taxonomy places the organism in Eukaryota, Fungi, Ascomycota, Dothideomycetes, Mycosphaerellales, Dissoconiaceae.
AUGAAGUCGGCCUUCGCUGUUGCCGUGCUUGCGGCCCUAUGCGAGGCCGCAUCGGCGGUGUCUGCAGCUCGCGUCUUCACCUAUGAUCCUCAUACACCAGCUCGCCCUCAUCUCGGUGGGAGAGAGCUGGAACCGGUUGCGGCUCGUCUAGUCCUUGCGCAGAGGGCUCAUGUCCAAGAGUAUCACAGCUCAGAUCUAGACCGACAAGAAAUCAUCGAUGCAAUCAAUGAGUUUGGAGUGAAGACUCCAUUGUUUGGGAAAGCGUCAGGCAAGACAAAGACAGCUUUGUUGUUGUUGGAGAACGUGGCAGAGGCAGCAAUGUCUUCCUCCGCACUGAGCUCAUACACCAGUUUCCAAGUCAAAUCCGCACCGAGCUGCGGCGGACUCUUUGUGGACCUCGCCCGGCAAGUUGACGCCACAGGCCUUUCUUCCCUCAGCGACGCACAAACACAGCAAACUAUUAGUGGCUCCCAACACGUGACCGAGAAUGGAGAUAUCAUUUUCAGGACGGCAUCGAUUGAAGAGUUGGAAAACACAUUUGCCAGGCUCGUCAAACAAGAUACCUGGAGUAUCACGGCGCUGAUCACCUGCCGCGGCGGAGAUAGCGAAAGCGCAGAGGAGCCUUCAGUAUGGGGGACAUAUGAGAUGCCGUCUCAGCAAUUCUUGAAGAAGCGUGCUGUUAAGGAACAACCCCUGAUCGAGAAGAAGCGCCCUGAGAGCUCCUCGAACAAAGCCUCGCUGGGAGCCUUGGCCAAGAAGAACGCCACCAUUAUUCGAGGUAUUCUGCCCGCUUGCUUCCAUUCCUUGGCUGAGUGUGAGCGUCGAACUCAGAACUGUAGUGGUCACGGCCAAUGCAGAAAGGAGUACCACGACAAAUCAGCCCCUGUGCCGUACGACUGCUUCUCAUGCAAGUGUGGCAACACGACAACGAAGCACAACGACCUCAUCUCCACAACAUAUUGGAGCGGACCCGCGUGUCAGAAGAAGGAUGUCAGCGUCGAGUUCUGGCUCAUUGUGCUAUUCACGGUUGGAUUGGUAUUUUUGAUCGGGUUUGCCGUUGGUCAGAUCUGGGAGAUGGGUGAUGAGCAACUUCCUAGUGUCAUUGGAGCGGGCGUCAGCGGCCCUACCGCAAGGAAAUGA